UUCUUCGUGUUCUUCAGUGCCAAAGCACGAUGCGAAUACGAUAAAAAGAUUGGAAAAUAUCUACAUAGCUCUGAAAACUAUCUAAAGCAAAUAUUUAACUAUGUUUGCCAAACCUUAUAAGUUGAAAUCCAUCAAUACCCUUAAAAAUUGUGAUAAGAAGCAACUAGUGAAACGUAUGCAAGAUGAAUUCCCUCCGGCAGACGAGGAGAAGGUGAAGGAGUUGGUACCGGCGAAGUCGAAUGCUAUAUGCAUGAAAUUGGUCUUGCACAAUGCCGAGACGGUGAGCGUGUUCGCGGUAAACAGCGUGCCCAUCAUCAUAGACACGCCCGCCGGGCUCAUCCCUACCGUAUGCGCGCUCUGGAAGCUACACGAUCUGCUGCCUGUUGUCACUCUUUACUCACCUGUAUUGCCCAAAAUUCAGCGAGGAGCACCUUUAUAUUUGCCUGGAGUGGUGAUCCCGCAAUGCGGAGUUGGCUUUCCCAUGUUCAAAAGUGGCACAUUGAUUAUGUGCAAUACUCAGGACAACACUGCCGCUGCAGUUGUGGGUCGAACAUUGAUGUCCAGUGGAGACAUGCUGCUUAAAGCUGGAGGAGUGUGUCUGGAAACAAUCAAUGUGAUCGGCGACCUGCUCUGCAAGGAGCUGAAGUUCAAUAAAAUCGAGCGCCCGCAGCUGGGUAAUGCUAUAUACACACGCACCAUUAGCUCAGAGUCCACUAAUGUCCUUGCUGAGGAGAUUAGCACGCUCCACAUCCGUUCGUCCAGCCCGUCUCUGGACGAAGAGUGGCCCCGUCUCGAGGGGCGCUUGCCGCCUCUCGCGCCGCCACCCUCCGCGGCCCCCUUGCGCCCUCCGGCCUCGCUGACGCCGUCGCCCCCAGACAAAGCCGACGUCGCCGAGGUAGAUGAAGAUGUCACAGUGAAUGCAGGGACCGAGUCGGACGUUCCGGUGGACAUGGACGGCCUGCUGCGGUGGUGCUUGCUCGCCUUCAUUAAAUUCGAAAGCAAAAGUGUGGAGUUGCCGCUGAAGACCAACCUGCUUUACAAGAACCACAUGAUGCCCCUGUGCCCGCCGGGCCGCACCCUCGACGUGAAGAAGUCGUCGUACCGGAAGAUGGGCAAGUUCCUCGAGGCCAUGCAGAAGGAGGGGCUGCUGGAGGUGCGCGAGCUGGACAAGGGCGUGGCGGCCGUGGUGGGGCUGGCGGCCGCGCACCCCGCCGCGCGCGCGCUGGCCGCGCCC
Messenger RNA from Hyposmocoma kahamanoa, 1234 nucleotides. RefSeq names its product eukaryotic translation initiation factor 2D-like. NCBI's taxonomy places the organism in Eukaryota, Metazoa, Arthropoda, Insecta, Lepidoptera, Cosmopterigidae. Gene Ontology annotation, molecular function: translation initiation factor activity. The annotation marks the transcript as partial. Gene Ontology annotation, biological process: formation of translation preinitiation complex. The record is from RefSeq and is a predicted model, not a curated record. The transcript is spliced from 8 exons.